Molecule: messenger RNA, 1742 nt
Organism: Phyllopteryx taeniolatus (common seadragon)
Lineage: Eukaryota; Metazoa; Chordata; Actinopteri; Syngnathiformes; Syngnathidae
Gene: tmed8
Product: transmembrane p24 trafficking protein 8
Exons: 6
Coding region: 164-958 (264 amino acids)
Cellular component (GO): Golgi membrane
Source: RefSeq, a predicted model, not a curated record
UCUCGCUCUCGCUGUUUCACGGAAACACGGAAGUCUCUAAAUUUCCAGCAGACCCAUCACAUGACUGCAGUGACAUGGAGUUCUGUUUCAGCCUGGACUGAGUGAGACUACAAUAAAAUCGUCCAGAGACGUCGCCUUUCUGUUCUCGGCAUUGUAUUGUGCCAUGGAGAGAUCGGAGGGGACAUCGGAGCUCCAGUCGCGGCUGUCAUCGCUGUCCUUCUCGUCUUUCCCCGGAAUAACAUCCAAACAUUGCGAAAGCGCCCAAUCCGACAGGCUCCAAAACACAGACCUCUCCACAAACUUGAGCCAGUCCCCAAAACAAGCUGAUAUGGAUGCAUCUGAGCAGCGUGAAGAGGCUAAUGAAGAGGCUCCUGCUGAGCACACCUCAGGGGACCAGGGCGAGAAGAGCAGCACAGGCCGCCCUCCGCUCUCCACCGAGAUGAAAGCUGAGACGCCACCCCUGAAACCCCCGUCGACAUGGACAUCUGCUGCCCUCAAAGAGCUCAAGGCCAAGCUUCGAACGGAGAAGGACAGCAUGGUGACGGUCUACCGGGGUGACAUCAUGACCGUGCACGUGCCCACUGUGCCGGAAGCCAAGAAGGUGUGCUGGGAGUUUGCCACAGAUGGCUACGACAUUGGCUUUGGCAUCUAUUUUGACUGGACUCCCGUCACACAUCGGGCCAUCACUGUGCACAUCAGUGAAUCGAGUGACGAUGAAGAUGAAGAGGAGGAGCUAGAAGGCCCGGUCACCAACGAAGAUGUGGAGAAGGGCUCCAAAGCGGAAAGCAACUCAAACCUGGUUGAGCUCAUACCCGUAUACCGUCAGGACAGCCACUUGACAAUCUACGGCGGCAGCCACGACUUCCCAGGCGAAGGCACUUACCUCUUCAAAUUUGACAACUCCUACUCUCUAUGGCGAAAUAAAACACUUUACUACAGAGUUUAUUACAGUGCCUAAAACUCCCAAUCUUUAUGAAUGUAUGAUUUAAAGAAGCAAAAUACUCAUAUUAUGAAUGCUAAAGCUAUUUUAAAUGAUCUAAAGUUCAACUAUAGCAUAGAGGAUAGACGCUAUAUCUAUUUUUUACCACUCAGCUUGUGUUUCCAAAUGUAAAAUUUGAAGAAGCCUUUCAUUUGCAUCAAUGCCAUUCAAAUCGAAUCUUAAACAUAUAUUUCCAUCUGUUCAGUAGUGGUUAUCAGGGAAGAUCUACUCGGCAUCUACUUGCUAGGUGUUCUUAAGUGCUCUGAAUGUGUAUUAUUUGCUAGGACUUGUUUUUUUUUUUGUUUUGUUUUUUUUAACCGCUCCUCAAUUAAAGGUAAUGUGUUGUGUGUCAGUAGGGGACAUAAAUCAAGAAUGCACUGAAGCAAGCGAUGGCAGAUAUCCAGUCUGUGUGUGUGUGUGUGUGUGUGUGUGUGCGUGUUUUAUGACACAAUUUAAGCCACUCGUUAUCACAUAAAGCUCUUAUUAUGUAAUAGUGAUUCAAUAUUUACAUAUGCUGAGGCCCUGGCUUUAAUUUGCAGAAGUAAUGUUUCAUCUAGAUGUAGUUUGUGCACAAGUCUGUAUGUGAGUGAAGGUCACUGUGUUUAUACGUUCUCUCUGUUAAAUGGUCGUGUUCCUCUUCAUUUCAAACUACCUGAUCUAAUUUCACAUGCUUUCAAGCUUCCAAUUGUUUGUUUGUUUGUUCUGUAUCUUUUAAGUUAUGAUGCUCCUGAAAAUGUAUAUUCCACAAUAAAGACAAUGCUUA